ACACUCUGUAGCACUAUGGCACACGGAACGUCACUGCAGCCACCCUCUUACUCGAAUGAGAUCAAGGUCGCAUUCCCACAGGAACAUGUCAUCCUCCUCACCUUGAACCGUCCCAAGUCGCUCAAUGCGAUCACCCCUACGAUGACGGCUGACAUCAAGGCCGUGCUCGACUGGUUUGACAACGAGCCCAGUCUAUGGAUCGCAAUUAUCACGGGCGAAGGACGCGCUUUCUGCGCUGGCGCCGAUCUCGUUGCGUGGAACAAACGUCAGGCCAGCGGCGGGGCCGAGUCGGACCAGCAGAGCAUCAUCGACAACGUGGACGGCUUCGCUUCCGUCUCAAGGCGGUAUUCCACCUGCAAGCCCAUCAUCGCCGCGGUCAACGGCGGUGCGUACGGCGGAGGAGUCGAGACCAUCCUCAACUGUGACUUGGUCGUGGCGAGCGAGAACGCCAAGUUCGCACUCCCCGAAGUCAAGCGGGGGGUCGUCGCGGUGCAAGGAGGCAUGCCGAGGCUGUCUCGGACCGCCGGACAUCAGCUUGCGAGCGAGAUGCUGCUCCUUGGCAAGACCAUUACUGCAAAAGACGCUGCGAAGAGAUUCGGCUUUGUCAACAAGGUCGUACCACAAGGCGAAGUGCUCUCGACAGCGCUAGCGUGGGCCGCGGAGAUCAACGCGAACAGUCCGGACGCUGUCCAAAGCACGAAGCGCGCUCUGUUGCUCGCUAGCCGGAACGGAAGCAUAGAAGACGCCGUCGUCGCACACAUAAAGUCCAAGGAAAGCAAGCGCGCUUUCACGAGCGAGAACAUCCAGGAGGGCCUCCAGGCGUUUAUCCAGAAACGCAAACCGUCAUGGAAGAACCCGGCAAAGUUGUGAACGUCUCAGUCGCGUGUCGGGGAUUGCACAUGGAAUCACCUGUUUUUUCUGUUGUUUGUUGUAUGCUCUCGCGGGUCUUGCACAUCUGUAUACUAGUGCUACUGUGAUUCGUACGAAUGGACAUGGACCGG
This is a messenger RNA of Trametes versicolor FP-101664 SS1, 1001 nucleotides long. Its product is annotated as enoyl-CoA hydratase/carnithine racemase. The record is from RefSeq and is a predicted model, not a curated record. Gene Ontology annotation, cellular component: mitochondrion. The transcript is spliced from 7 exons. Gene Ontology annotation, molecular function: enoyl-CoA hydratase activity. NCBI's taxonomy places the organism in Eukaryota, Fungi, Basidiomycota, Agaricomycetes, Polyporales, Polyporaceae. Bases 16 to 870 code for a protein of 284 amino acids. Gene Ontology annotation, biological process: fatty acid beta-oxidation.